This is a messenger RNA of Aplosporella prunicola CBS 121167, 1272 nucleotides long. RefSeq lists its product as uncharacterized. The record is from RefSeq and is a predicted model, not a curated record. The coding region runs from base 1 to 1272 and encodes 423 amino acids. The transcript is spliced from 3 exons. NCBI's taxonomy places the organism in Eukaryota, Fungi, Ascomycota, Dothideomycetes, Botryosphaeriales, Aplosporellaceae.
AUGGCUCUCAAUCUUCCUUAUGAGCUGUUCGACCUUGUCAUGGACGACCUCUUCGAGUACGACCACACGACAGGUGAGAGGAGGCUCAUGUACCGUUCCCAGCUCGACUUUUUCGCCAUCAGGCUCGUUUGCAAGGGUUUUUGUGCUGCGGCCGGCGAUCACUUCAGUAGUCUUGUCGUCAGAAAAGUCUUCCACUUGAUACCCGCGCACCUGGAAAUUCUACAACACCUCGCUCAACAGCCGCAAGUCGCCAAGCAUAUCAGAUCACGUGUGCUCCCAUUUAGCACCUUCUACGAGCUCUGCGACCCCCAAAGCCCCUACUAUACCUCUCCCGGACGCACCAUUGACCAUACUCUGGACCUCAUCGAAGCCUUUGACAAGAUGUGCUUGGAAACAACAUGGGUAGGGCCCGAUAGGAUGACGACGAUGAUUUGUCGCGUUUUGGAAAAUCUCCCCAAUUUGGAGUCUAUUGAGGUCUUGGACGAGGUUGCGGAUCCCCUUUUUGGCCUUGCGACAGGGGACAAAGCGUGGCUGCGGAAGUGCAACAUUCCACAAUGGGGCCUACAUUGGCAUCAUUUUGAAGGGAUAAGCAGUCCGCGUCUCAAAGAGACGUGGUGGGAAGGAGCACGGGCGUCACUUGUUGUUAACGAGGCUCUGGUCCUUACGAAGCCCUUGUUGACCAAGAUGACUCUUUUGGUAAACGGAGCAGACGCGACGCAUACCUGCUCGUUGAAGGAACCGCCAACGAAAUCUUGGAGCGGCACAACGCCCAGUUCCCGAACCUGGAAAGACUCUCUCUCUUUCAAAUCAUGGCGUGCCAAAAAGGACUGGGAGAUCUGUGGCACAUAUACGCAGCGCAAAGCAACCUCAGAAUCGGGCCCAUACGAAAACCUCCUCGAAGUACAUGUCGGGUACCCCGUUGGUUGGAUGCAACUAGAUGAGCUUCUCUUCGUCAGGACCCUCGGCCAGCAACCGAACACGCGCAAGCAUAUCCGCCUGGAUGCUCACCACACUGAGUAUCGGUUCUUCAGAAUCUUUGAUCAUUUUGGGUUCGUGGCUGACGAGCUGUUCUUGGAGUCCAACAAGCACAGCUGGGUUCGGUGUAACUUUUCAAAUAGCUGGCAGUUCAUUGCACAAUGGAAUGUUGGGCAAUACGCAGUCAACAUCUAUGCUUUGUACUAUCCCAGACGUAUGGGGACAAGCGAGACGUACAGAUUGUGGAAUGACCCGAAUAAUGUCGAGCUUUUCGUUUGGAAGGGGCCGCAGAUGUAG